Messenger RNA from Phacochoerus africanus (Common warthog), 4513 nucleotides. It is a transcript of the gene AGGF1, whose product is annotated as angiogenic factor with G-patch and FHA domains 1. Gene Ontology annotation, molecular function: protein binding; nucleic acid binding. The transcript is spliced from 14 exons. The coding region runs from base 385 to 2529 and encodes 714 amino acids. The record is from RefSeq and is a predicted model, not a curated record. NCBI's taxonomy places the organism in Eukaryota, Metazoa, Chordata, Mammalia, Artiodactyla, Suidae.
CACCGCCGGCACCAUCGUUUCCGGCUCAGCCCAGAAACGGACGGAUAGCUCGGAUAGCUUCUGGCCUCGGUUUCUCUGGUCUUUCGUAUCUCCGGCGUUUCUGCAGCUCAUUCGGUCACUGGGGCAGGUUGUUACCAAUAAAGUUUUACUUUUCAAAGCCGGGCGGAUUGGGCCGUGCCCAUUCUCCGUCCCCUGGCUCGUUGCCCGCAGUGCCUCUUGGCUACAGAUAACCUUCUGGGCGUCAUGGACAGGGGCCGCCGCGGCCGGGUGGGUAUGAGGCCGCCUUUCGCUGCUCGCACGCUCCCGUGGCUCCUGGGCCCACCGGCGUCCGCCUCAGCCUGAGUGCAGCCCCUCCGCGCCCACGGGCCGUCUCGCGCCGGACCCAUGGCCUCCGAGGCGCCGUCGCCUUCGUUGUCGCCUUCGCCGCCUCCCUCCCCCGAGCCAGAGCUGGCCCAGCUGAGGCGGAAGGUGGAGAAGUUGGAACGCGAGCUGCGGAGCUGCAAGCGGCAAGUGAGGGAGAUCGAGAAGCUGUUGCAUCACACAGAACGGCUGUACCAGAGCGCCGAGAGCAACAACCAGGAGCUCCGCACCCAGGUAGAAGAGCUCAGUAAAAUACUCCAUUGUGGGAGAAACGAAGAUAAUAAUAAGUCUGAUGUGGAAGUACAAACAGAGAACCACCCUCCUUGGUCAAUCUCAGAUUAUUAUUAUCAGACAUACUAUAAUGAUGUUAAUCUUCCAAAUAAAGCAUCUGAACCCUCAGUUCAGGAAGAUCAGGAUAUCGAAGCUUCUACUUUUAAUUCUAAAGACCAGGCACAUGUAGAAAAUGAUGCUUAUGCUGGUACUGAUGUAACAGAAAGUGUCAAAUGUGGACAAGAGGACCAUUUUGUCUCAAAUUCACAGGAGCCAGCGUCUGUGUUGGCAACAGAAGAUACAUCCUUGGAAGGUUCAUCAUUAGCUGAGAGUUUGAGAGCUGCAGCAGAAGCUGCUGUAUCACAGACAGGAUUUAGUUACGAUGAGAAUACUGGAUUGUAUUUUGAUCACAGCACUGGAUUUUAUUAUGAUUCUGAAAAUCAACUCUAUUAUGAUCCCUCCACUGGAAUUUAUUACUACUGUGAUGUGGAAAGUGGUCGAUAUCAAUUUCAUUCUCGUGUAGAUUUGCAACCUUAUCAGACUUCUGGCACAAAACAAAGUAAAGAUAAAAAACUGAAGAAGAAAAGAAAAGAUCCAGAUUCUUCUACAACAAAUGAGGAAAAGAAUUUGAAUUCAGAAGAUCAAAAAACAUCCAAUAUUGAACAAAUAAACUGCAGUGAGGGAGAAGAUUUUGCAAAUGUGAAAAAGAAGGCCAAAAUAGACAUUCAUUACAAAAACAGUCCCCCCAAAUUGACUGUUCCAGUUAGCGCAAAGACUGUAGAAUCUCCUCUUAAUGAAAACAUUUACAAUUCGGCUUCAUUUAAAGAUGAGAAAAUCACAGAGACUGAUAGUGAGCCAGAGGAAGGUGAAAUUACAGACUCUCAGACUGAGGACAGUUAUGAUGAGGACAUUACCAGUGAAGACAGUGUAACUGCAGAAGAUACUGAAGAUGAAGAUGAAGAAAAAAUUUGGCCCCCAUGUAUUAGAGUAAUUGUUAUUAGAUCACCUGUGUUGCAGACAGGAUCACUUUUUAUCAUUACAGCUGUAAACCCUGCUACGAUUGGAAGAGAAAAAGAUAUGGAGCAUACUCUUCGAAUCCCUGAAGUCGGUGUCAGUAAGUUUCAUGCAGAAAUUUAUUUUGACCAUGACUUACAAAGUUAUGUCCUUGUGGAUCAAGGCAGUCAGAAUGGUACAGUUGUUAAUGGAAAACAGAUUCUUCAGCCCAAAACCAAAUGUGACCCUUACGUACUUGAGCAUGGAGAUGAAGUGAAGAUUGGAGAAACUGUGUUGUCCUUUCAUAUUCACCCUGGCAGUGACACCUGUGAUGGCUGUGAGCCAGGGCAGGUUAGAGCCCACCUUCGUCUUGAUAAGAAAGACGAACCCUUUGUUGGUCCAGCACUAAGUAAGGAGGAAAAAGAGUUGGAAAGGAGAAAAGAAUUAAAGAAAAUACGAGUAAAAUAUGGUUUGCAGAAUACAGACUAUGAAGAUGAAAAGGCAUUGAAGAAUCCAAAAUAUAAAGAUAGAGCUGGAAAACGUAGGGAGCAGGUCGGAAGUGAAGGAACUUUCCAAAGAGAUGAUGCUCCUGCAUCUGUUCAUUUUGAAAUUACUGAUAGCAACAAAGGUCGGAAGAUGUUGGAGAAGAUGGGUUGGAAGAAAGGAGAGGGCCUAGGGAAGGAUGGUGGAGGAAUGAAAACUCCGAUCCAGCUUCAACUUCGGCGAACACAUGCAGGCUUGGGGACAGGCACACCAUCCUCAAUUGAAGAUGUUCACCUUCUCCAAAGCAAGAACAAAAAGAACUGGGAGAAAGCACGAGAGAGGUUUGCUGAAAACUUCCCAGAAACUAAAUCUCAAAAAGAUGUGUCAGGGACUGUGCCGUGGGUCAAAGGGACUGUAGAGUGAAAGUCAGUUGUAGAACACAAUGAAGCUUUUUUAUAGAGUUUGGAAACUCUUGUUUUAUUGCAGAAAUUUUUCCUCCAUAAGAGUCAGUUGCAUGAGGGAACUGUGUCAUAAUGUACCCCCUCAUGAUUCAGAAAUGUGUAAUAAAGUGUGGAUUGCAGCUUUUUUAAAAAACAUUUUUAAAAACUAAUAAAUAGUCACUGAAUCAAGUUAUGCUGUGAGUGGACUAAAGUUCACAGAGCACGGAUGAGCUUAUCAAACUUUGCUAUUUUAUUUUGUCAUUUGCAAGACCCAUACAAGCAACUAGCCAUAUAAGCAAAAUUCAUGUAACCACUAAUGACUUCAAUGUACAUUUUUCCUUGUCUCCUUAUAUUCAUUAUUGUAAGAUGCAUAACAAAAGAAACAUCAAAAGUUUAUAAAAACAGUUCUAACUAUAUGCAUCCUUCUUUGUGCCCUUUAGAAUAGAAAAUGUUGAGAAAACAUGGGUAGUGUAUAAAUUUUAUUAUUUUUGAGGUAACCUAAGUAAUGUUGGAGAACUAAUGAACAGGUGACAUGUAGAAAAUUAGUCUUUCAUUGUUUUCUUCUGUGAAGAAUCUAUGAAUUUGUACUAUAUAUUAAGCAUUUGCAUUUGGUUUGUUUCAUAGCUGAUAUAUUUAGAUAUGAACAAUUGAGUACAGUAUUGAAAUAUUCAAUGUGCUAGCAUUUGUAGUUUUGAUAAAUCCUGUUGCUGGCAAUGGAGUUGUGCCAGAGAAAUCUGAUUUCUACUGCAAAAGGAUUACCUAGCCAAAGCCUCAAACUCAAGAUUUGUUUAAAAAUGUCUUCAAAUGCAAUAAAAACCUCAUAACAUCAAAAAGUGAUUCCUUGACCCAGAAUUUAAACAUACUGGUCUGCUUUGAACUCAUGACCAGCCAGAAUUUUCCUCUUGAAAUUGGCAGCACAAUAAUGAAAGCGUAACCCUAGAUUUUUGGAGACUGCAGUGCAGCUUUCUGAGUGCAGGUGUCACUGCUCUGCCAGUUAUUGCUGUUUUCUAUUCAACAUUUCUCUCAGCUUUUGGCUGGGAAGUCAGUAUUGGAACUGAUCUUUUCUCACCAGUGAAUAUAAACUCUAGCUCCUUCAUCUACUAUAGAGGAAUAUCUUUAGGAUAUAGAAAUAGGAAAGAAAAAUUCUGGGAAAAAAAUUGUACAAUAGGGGAGAUAAUUCAGAAAGGAAGGCUACUUGUUGGAAUUUCUAGUCUAAAUAGUACAGGGUACUCAGGAAGAAAGAGGGACGUGGAAAGAAAAAUAAAUGUGUUACUAAAGGUGAGAUAUAUGACCAAACAAUAGUUAAGGCACUAUAGGCCUAAAAUGGAAUAAUUGAGUCCUAUAAUUCCGAAUCUGGGUUAAGUAUUUUUCUGUAUCCUUCCUGGCCGCCUGUAUAUUCUGAAAUAGGCACAUUAGUCUUGGAAGCAAUAGGAGUGUCCUGAAUAAUUUUCUCUAAAGUAGAAAAGUUAUGCAUCUAACUGUGGUUUUGGUACUGGUGCCCUGUAUAUAGGUAACAAUAUAGGACCUUCAGAGUAAACUUGCUUCUGGUAGAUCUCACUCAUUGGAUUAGCGUACAACUGUCUAUAUAAUAGUUCUCAUUUUUAUUAUUAGAUUGUGGAAAACUUUUGCAUUAUUUUCUUUUGUUAAGAAAAUGGAAACUUGAAAAUGGUGAUAAAAAUUGAAUUAUAUGUGAUAUUUGCAUUAUUAAAACCCUUGGCAGAUCUCAAGUCUCAGGGCUAUACUAUAUACUGGUUAAAGCACUGAAUAAUGUCUGUUUUUCUUUCUACCUGUGAAAUGAGAAUAAUAUUUAUCUCAUAUGUUUGUCCUGAAUUGAAAAUGAGACAAUGUAUAUAAAAGCACUUUGUUAACUAUAAAGGUAGUACAAGUGUGAGCUUCUAUUUGUUUAGAAGCAUAAAUGUGGAUUAUGUACAAUUUGAAUUACACAUAAAUUUGUUUUGUGUCUAAUA